This is a messenger RNA of Pimephales promelas (fathead minnow), 2756 nucleotides long. The record is from RefSeq and is a predicted model, not a curated record. Lineage: Eukaryota; Metazoa; Chordata; Actinopteri; Cypriniformes; Leuciscidae.
AUGAGGCGAAGGAGCCAUGGUGGAGUUGGGGAAGGCGAAGGGCAGGGUGGAGCAGAAGACCACCACAUGGACCAGAUGGGAAUAAAGAUCCCCUGGGUGGAGCAGAAGGCUUCUGCAGCUGAGCAGACAAAACUGAAGAUCAGACGGAAGACUACAGCAGAGACGAUUCGGGGAUCCAGGUCAAUGGAAUGCCGGCUGAACCGAGAUUAUCUGAAGUGGUAUUUGGAGUACCAUCUGGAGAACUGGUUGACUGGCGCCGGCAGAGAAACUUACCCGUGGUUGACUGGCGUGGUUUACCCAGGUAAUGAUGGUGAUGAUUCUGUUGCAGGUCUGACGGAUGAGAAAGUGAAGGCGUAUCUCUCCCUCCACCCGCAGAUGCUGGAUGAGUUUGUGCUGGAAAGCGUGAGUGCGGAGACGGUGGACAGAUGGCUGAAGAGGAAGAACAGCAGUCAGCCCGCAGAUGACUCCUCAGCUAAAGAAGUUAGCAGGCAGUACCAGGACACGAAUAUGCAGAGCGUCGUAUAUGAGCUCAACAGCUACAUGGAGCAGCGGUUGGACACUGGAGGAGACAACAAACUACUGCUCUAUGAGUUGUGCAACAUCAUCAAAACAGCCACAAAAGCUGAUGGAUUUGCACUUUACUUCCUUGGAGAAUGCAACAAUAGUUUAUGUUUGUUCACUCCAACGGGGGCAAAAGAGGGGCUUCCUGGGCUCAUCCCCUCUGGUCCCAUCACGUUUAAGACCACCAUCGCCGCUCACGUUGCAAAGACACGCAAGACACUACUUGUAGAGGAUAUCAUGGGGGAUGAGAGAUUCCCUCAUGGCACAGGGCAGGACUCAGGGAUCCGUGUACAUUCUGUUUUGUGUCUACCCAUCCUCACCGCCAUCGGAGACCUCAUCGCUAUCCUGGAGCUGCACCGUCACUUGGGCAGAGAGCCCUUCAACCUCAGCCACCAGGAGGUUGCAACAGCAAAUUUGGCCUGGGCAUCUGUAGCCAUACACCAAGUUCAGGUCUGCAGAGGUCUCGCCAAACAGACAGAACUCAACGACUUUCUUCUAGAUGUGUCAAAAACGUACUUUGACAACAUAGUGGCAAUAGAUUCUCUACUUGAACAUAUCAUGAUAUAUGCAAAAAACCUGGUUAAUGCGGACAGAUGUGCGCUUUUCCAGGUGGAUCACAAUAACAAAGAGCUGUACUCUGACUUGUUUGAUAUCGGGGAGGAGAAUGAAGGGAAGCCCGUCUUUAGGAAAACCAAAGAAAUUAGGUUUUCUAUAGAGAAAGGUAUAGCUGGUCAGGUGGCACGAACAGGAGAGGUUUUGAAUAUUCCGGAUGCCUAUGCAGACCCCCGUUUCAACAGAGAAGUAGAUCUCUACACUGGCUACACGACGCGGAAUAUCCUGUGCAUGCCCAUAGUCAGCCGCGGGACUGUGAUCGGUGUUGUACAAAUGGUGAACAAGCUGGGAGGAAGUGCCUUCACUAAAACUGAUGAGAACAACUUUAAGAUGUUCGCCGUCUUCUGUGCUUUGGCCUUACACUGUGCAAAUAUGUAUCACCGGAUAAGACAUUCAGAGUGCAUUUACCGGGUGACUAUGGAGAAGCUUUCGUACCACAGCAUCUGCACAUCCGAGGAGUGGAAGACCCUCACACAACUCUCUCUCCCUGCUGUCAUUUAUAAAGAGAUUGAACUGUUUCACUUUGACAUUGCCCCUUUUGAGGAAAUGUGGCCUGCAAUAUUUGUAUACAUGGUUCACAAUUCUUGUGGGAAAAGCAGCUUUGAGCAGGAGAAACUGUGUCGCUUCACUAUGUCAGUGCGGAAAAAUUACAGACGAGUUCCAUACCACAACUGGAAACACGCUGUGACGGUGGCACACUGCAUGUACGCCAUUCUGCAGAAAACCACUGGGAUAUUCACAGAGCUCGAGAGGAAAGGCUUGCUGAUAGCCUGCUUGUGUCACGACCUGGACCACCGUGGCUACAGUAACAGUUAUCUGCAGAAGUUUGACCAUCCGCUGGCCGCCCUGUAUUCCACAUCCACAAUGGAACAGCAUCAUUUUUCACAGACGGUGUCCAUCCUGCAGCUGGAAGGGCACAAUAUUUUCUCCAACCUGACUUCCAGUGAGUAUGAGCAGGUGCUGGAGAUCAUCAGGAAGGCCAUCAUUGCUACAGACCUCGCGCUGUACUUCGGCAACCGCAAGCAACUGUCUGAACUGCUGGCCACAGGGGCGCUGGACCUGAACAACCGUGCUCACAGGGACCGUGUGAUUGGUCUGAUGAUGACUGCCUGUGAUCUCUGCUCUGUUACCAAACUAUGGCCCGUCACACGAAUCACAGCCAAUGACAUAUAUGCUGAGUUCUGGGCUGAGGGGGAUGAAAUGAAGAAGAUUGGUAUGCAGCCCAUCCCUAUGAUGGACAGGGAUAAAAAGCAUGAGGUUCCCCAGGGACAGGUGGGAUUUUACAAUGCAGUUGCGGUUCCCUGUUACACCACCCUGUCAGAGCUGUUUCCCCCCUCCAGUCCUCUGCUUACGUCUUGCAGGGAAAACCUGAACCAAUGGGAACGAAUUGUUCGAGGAGAAGACGUCUCUACAUGGGCUUCCACCGAGGAGGACGAACCGUGCGACACAUCAGACAGCGGGCCAGUGAAAGUGGACAACUAAAUCCGUGGCACCACCUACACCCCUGCCAGAGAUCCUGGACUUCCUGUGGACAGUCCCUCGUCCCGCAGAGACACGAGGAAGUGCAGAGGGCAGGCCGGGAC